UCCUGGCAUUUCGCUGAUCAACCAUGACACAACAAUGUGAUGUAGAAACUGGUGACCUUCUCAGUGAGAGAAGACAAACAGUGACACACCAAGGAUGUUGCGUGUGUUGGAGAAUUUAUUCAUUUGCGUCCUGAGAGUCAACGACAACAGCUCAGGCAGCGGCCAUGCGCGGAAGAGUGGCAGUCCUGUUACUUUUACUGACAUGGACAGGUACAUUACUGCAGAUCGCAGCUGGCGACGAGGCUAUUGUGUUUCCCGAUAAAGCCGCAGACAAGUACGGAACAUCACCUCCACAGCCUAAGGGCAGCAGCAGUAACCAUGGAGACAGUGAAGCCAAAGAUGGCGCCAAACCCCGGUUCAGUUAUGACACAGAUGGCCGGAGUACCAAAUUUAAUUUCGGAGUUCAGCCGAGCGGUGGAGGGAUAUCAGGAUCUGCAAGCUUCAGCAGCAGCUACGGGGGACACGGUCAGGCCCAGGGACACACAGCCAGCCAGAGUCACUCUUUCAAUUUUCAGGCAGGCUCCAAUGGCUUCAGCGCCUCCCAGGCUGCUAGCCAGUCUUCAAGUUUUAAUUCGCAGUUCCCUGAUUACUAUGGGUCAGGGGGACUAUCGGUAUCGGGCAGUCAGGCGAGUAGCCAGGCCUCCAGUGUCUCAGGUGGUGUAAACGGAGGGGGGUCUGGUUCUGCUGCUAGCAGCCAGGCCUCCAGCUUUGGUUUCCAAGGAUCCGGAGCUAAUGUUGGAGCCUCCAGCAGCUCUGCAGGUAGCCAGAGUUUCUCCGCGCCUCUGGGAAAUCCUGUCGGUGGAAACGUGUACCGUCCAGCUGCAGGAGUGUCGGGUUCCAACAGUCAUACUGCAGGAGCAUCGUUUGGAGGUUUUGGGGGGUUUCCAAAUGAAAAUUUAUCUCCUGAUUUUAUUAGAUACUUUCAACGUGGCAACAAACGUAGGAAUAAUUCUGACCGCAGGAAGAGACCUGGAUGGUACAACCGCUCAUUCGUUUUUAACAAAAAGAGUGCUAUUGUGUUCCCGGAGUAAAUUACAGCGUGCCAAUGUGAAAAAUACUUUUGUUAUAAUAAUAAUUAUUAUUAUUAUUAUUAUUAUUAAUAUUAUUUAAUCUUCCUAGAAUUUAAUUAGAAGAAAAAGCAAAUACGAACACUCAUAACUUCAGUACCCUAAAUCUCAAAUUCCUGUAGGUAUGUAUAAACACUGCUGAAAGUUGAGUUUUGGCUUCAGAAGAAAGCAAUGAACUACAUUUUAUUGCUCUUUCCUUAGGAAAGUUUCGAGACUCGCUGAAUUAUGAUUGUCAUUAUCUUCACUUAUGGAUUCUCACGUUCAUCCUCGAAUUUAUGUAAGCGAUUUUUAAAAUUUCUUCUGUGAAGUCUAGUCUUAUUAGACACAUCAUCAUCAGUUUCAUUCUUACAUUUAAAAAUUAUAUUUAUUAUAAUAUGAUAUAUUACAAUAUUACCUCACCUGCAAUUAUGAUUGCUCUUAUUAUCAUUAUUAGUACUAUUAUAUACUUUGAUGCACAUGUACAGAAUAUAAGCGUAUUUGAACACAUAAGUAUAUAACUAACUCGAACAUGUUCGGUGUGUACACCUGCUACUGCUGAAGUCAAAACGUGUUCGUGUGUUGUUUCCGCGGACACAAGGUGUUUACACUAGCAAUACACAUAUCCAGCGUUUUUCAGUUCGAUGAAAGAAAACAUUUCAUGUUUAUGUAAGACAGUGCUGGACAGACGGCAGCCAGGCGAUUUUGCAGUGUGAACUAUGAGGUAUUUCAGUUCAGGAAUACUGUGAUAAACUAAACCCAAUAAUAUGUCCAAACUCAUCGAGAUUAAGAAGCUGGUGGCAAUGAAUGAAUGCCGACCUUGACAUUGAAGAUGUUGCAUCCAUAAGCAAAAUGAUGCAGUUCUAUGUCGUAAAAAUGUCCAUUGUUAUGUUCAUUUCCUUGCGUUAAUAUUAGGAUAUAACUAUUUCUUCAAUUCAAACACAAGGCAAAAUUAUUCAAUAAAAUAUAAAUACUGCUGAUAA
Cryptotermes secundus is the source of this 2026-nucleotide messenger RNA. Its product is annotated as keratin, type I cytoskeletal 9. The transcript is spliced from 3 exons. The record is from RefSeq and is a predicted model, not a curated record. NCBI's taxonomy places the organism in Eukaryota, Metazoa, Arthropoda, Insecta, Blattodea, Kalotermitidae. Bases 165 to 1031 code for a protein of 288 amino acids.